Messenger RNA from Moesziomyces antarcticus, 1899 nucleotides. RefSeq names its product putative phospholipase C. Gene Ontology annotation, molecular function: hydrolase activity, acting on ester bonds. The coding region runs from base 1 to 1899 and encodes 632 amino acids. NCBI's taxonomy places the organism in Eukaryota, Fungi, Basidiomycota, Ustilaginomycetes, Ustilaginales, Ustilaginaceae. The transcript has a single exon. The record is from RefSeq and is a predicted model, not a curated record.
AUGGUUUGGCUCAACAAAGCCUCGUGGAUCGCGCUCCUGGCCUUUGUCGCCGCCGAGCUGCCCACCCGAGCAGCAGCUGCGGCAAAGGACAUCACCCAGAUCGAGCACAUUGUCCUGUUCAUGCAGGAGAACAGGGCGUUUGACCACUACUUUGGAACCGCCGCCGGCGUGCGAGGCUUCGGCGAUCCCAACGUGGUCAUCAGCAAAGACACCAGCAAGGCGUCGUUCUACAAUCCGGUGUCGGUGGCCACCACGGAGAAGGGCUCACCUGCGCCUCCUGCUGGCGUGGACCACCUGCUUCCUUGGUACAUCAACCACCAGGGCGGCGACUCGAAUGAUCGAUGGCAGUGCUCCGUCGCCGGCUCCAACGGAUGGGAGCAGAACCACGCGGCGUACGACAAUGGCAACGUCAACAAGUGGGCGACCAAGAACACGCCCUACUCGCUCGCCUACUACAAGCGGGAGGACAUUCCGCUGCACUUUGCCGUUGCCGAGGGCUGGACCAUGGGGGACAACUACCACGAGUCGGUCAUCACCUCGACGAGUCCGAACCGCAUCUCGUGGCUUGCGGGGACCAUGGGCAUCGACCAGGCGCACGAUGGACUCGGUGGACCGGCCAUCGACAACUCCGAGACGCCCGGGUGCGAGACGGCCGACGACGGCUCGACCUACUCGUGCUAUCCGUACAAGUGGAAGACGCUGCCCGAGUACCUCGAGCAGGUCGGCAUCUCGUGGCAGCUGUACCAGGACACGGACAACUUUGACGACAAUCCGCUCGCGUGGUUCCACCAGUUCCAGCAGGCGCCCAACAACUCGGCGCUCGCUCAGAAGGGUAUGGCGUUCAAGGGGCUCGAGCGCUUCUACUCGGAUGCGGAGCAGGGCAAGCUGCCGCAGGUGAGCUUCAUCAUUGGUCCGACCGAGCUGAGCGAGCAUCCUCCUUAUGGCCCGCUCGACGGUGCCUGGCUGCAGAAGAAGGUCAUCGAUGCCGUCACCAAGGGCAAAAAGUACGACUCGACUGCGCUCAUCAUUUCGUACGACGAGACGGGCGGCUGGGCGGACCAUGUGAUGGCCGAGUUUCCUUCCAUCUCGGAGGCGCCCAACGAGUGGAUCGUCGACCCUUACAACAAGACGCUGGGUCAGCAGCCCGUGGGCCCCGGCUUCCGCGUGCCCUUCUACGUGGUCUCGCCGUUCACACGAAGCGGCGGCGUCUUCUCGGAGCCAGCAGCGCACGAGUCGCAGAUCCUCUUCGUUGAGCAGUGGGCCAAGGCGAUCGGCAAGCCGUUUGUGCAGGAAAGCAUGACGGCCUGGCGUCGUCAGAGCCUCUCGGACCUCACAGCGAUGUUCGACUUUUCGCGCGCGGACACUUCGGUGCCCGAGCUGCCCGAGGUGCGCCAGGCGACGCAGGACCGCAACGGCCAGUACAACGGCGCCUCGACGUGCAAGGCAACGUACGGCGGUGGCCAGCCCGACGUGCCGUACACGCAGAAGGACGACGAUGCCUGGGUGCUCGAGCACGGCUUCAAGCGCGUCCGCGGCACCCCUUCCGAGGGCCACUUCUAUGUGUUUGAGAAGACCAACCAUGCACUCGCCUUUGAUGCCAAAUCCGGCUCGCUUUCGGUCUCCAACGCCACAGCUGACCACGCCGAUGCUACACAGCGCUUUAUCGUCCACGCCGUUGGUACAAGAACCAAGAACAAUGCUUUCUACCUCAGCCCCGCCGCCCAGCCGAGCCAGUAUGUCGACGCCAACGGCAGGCUCACCACCGACCGAUCCAAGGCGACGCAGUUUGCGUUCGAGGACGCCCGGAACGGCAAAGGCUACAACGUCAGCGCCAAAGGAGCCAAGCUGCCGGGCGGGUUCAACGGCUCGGGCGUCAGCAUCUAUUCCGUCACGUAUUGA